AUGGCACCUCCCCAUCCUCCGCUCAGCGACAUCUCUCUUGAAGGGCUGUAUGCUCUUCUCCGACCGAUCACAGUCUCCCCAUCUUCAUCUAGGGCUACUUUUUAUAAUUGGGGAAGAACCUUCCGAUGCACACCUCUUUCUGUCUUCGAACCGGAAACAGAAUAUCAGUGCGAGCUCAUCCUUGAGCUCGCUCGACGUGAAGGUCAAACUGUCCGUGCCGUUGGUGUUGGUCAUUCACCAAGCGACCUUGCAUGUACCAAGGGCUAUAUGGUGAAGAUGCAAAAGAUGAAUAUGAUUCUGGAGGUCAAUGCCGAAAAGCACUACGUAUGUGCUCAGGGCGGUAUCACACUCGAGCGCCUGCAUGCAGCACUAGAUGCGAAGGGCCUAGCCAUGAGCAAUCUUGGUUCCAUCUCAGAACAGACCCUCGCCGGAAUGGUGACGACAGCCACCCAUGGUACUGGUAUCAAUCAGCGAGUCUUGUCUUCACAUGUUCAAAUGCUCCGUCUUCUCCUUGCCGAUGGCUCGCACGUCUCGUGCUCGCCAACUGAACGACCUGAUCUCUUUUACGGUUCUCUUUGUGGAUUAGGGAGUACGGGCCUUAUAUUACGCGUUCAGCUACACGUCGUUCCUUCCUUCCUUUUGCGCGAAUCGCAAGAGACUUUCAAGUUUGAUCCCACUCUCGACAAUCUAGACGAGAUAGUCCAUUCCGCGGAAUACGUACGACUCUGGUGGUGGCCGCAAGCAGACGCUGUACGAGUCAGCAGCAUGGACAAAACUUCCGAACCCAAGCUAUUCACAAGCAGUUGGCUGUGGCAUUCGUUAAUUGGAUACCACGUAGUCCAAUUCUUGCUUUUUAUUGGCCUCGUGAUACCUGCAUUCAACAUCUGGGUUGGAAAGUUUACUUCUUGGUUAGUUGGCAACAAGACCGUAUCCGUUGGUGGCUCCUUGGAGAUCUUCAAUAUUGAUUGCAAGUACCGACACCAUACCACAGAGUGGGCUCUGCCAUACGAACACGCGCAAGCCUGUCUACGCGAGCUUCGCGGUUGGUUUGACUCCGAGUUCGCCGAUCCAGAUGGUCUCCGUCCGCAUUGUUCCCUCGAAAUCCGAUUCUCGGAUGCUGACGGUGUGUGGUUGAGUCCAAGUUAUGGGCAGCGUACAUGCUGGAUUGGGAUCAUGCAGUACAAGCCAUACGGGUUUAAUGUCCCUUACAGACAACUGUUCGGCCGCUUUGAGGAGAUAGUUACCCGUCACGGAGGGCGCCCGCACUGGGCGAAAGCUCAUCAGCUACGGCCGAAAACCCUCAAGGCAAUUUAUCCUCGCUUCGAGGAUUUCCAACGACUGCUUGAGCACGUCGAUCCGAACGGUCUCUUCCGCAACGAGUACGUCUUGCGUCAUAUCUUUGGGCGCGAAGGUCCACAGUUCGAUGGCCGCGUGUUCAAGGAAAGGCUGUGA
Messenger RNA from Heterobasidion irregulare TC 32-1, 1452 nucleotides. RefSeq lists its product as uncharacterized. Gene Ontology annotation, molecular function: D-arabinono-1,4-lactone oxidase activity; FAD binding. NCBI's taxonomy places the organism in Eukaryota, Fungi, Basidiomycota, Agaricomycetes, Russulales, Bondarzewiaceae. Gene Ontology annotation, cellular component: mitochondrion; membrane. The transcript has 5 exons. The record is from RefSeq and is a predicted model, not a curated record. Bases 1 to 1452 code for a protein of 483 amino acids.